CUGGAAAACUGUAAAAUUAUUUACUCGAAGUUCUCGUUCAGCAGCAGUUGUCUAGUAGCUACAAGUUACUAAGUGAACUUGGACGAGAUAUCCACAAGUGUUUGAGAUAAAAGAGAGAAAGUUUGAAUCUCCAGUUAAACAUUUUGAAACUUUUUAAAAGAAGCGUGUUCCAGACCCAGACAGACCACAAUUACGAGCAAGAAAUGUUAACGAACGCUGGAAGAUUCAUUGACAGAAAUCCUGGAAUUCUUCCAGUAAGUCUACCUUCUUUUAGGCCUUCUAUCACUAUUUUUUGUGUGUAACGUUUUUCUGAAAAUAAGUUUAAGCAAUUUGCUGGAAGACACAACCUUAGUUUUAAUAAAAGUGGUGACUCCAUCAAACUUUGUUCGCAUGUUGAUUCCUACCGGAUUUUUAUGCUUAGAUAUAUAUAUCGAGCACUCUGUUCUUUUACAGGCAGGAAAGCUAUUUGAUGUUAGUGGACAAACGGCCGGAGAUUGCUUACAGAUAGCACAAAGGGUAAGAGACUUGAUUUGACUUGAGAUUUAUACUUGUAAAUCAAAUCUUUCUUUCAAAGACAUCAAGAUAGCUUCAGGAUGUUGACAAAAAGGAACCGGCAAACCUAAUCUAUCGAUCAAAGACAACCUUUUUGUUUGAGGUUGAUAAAGAAACACCUUUGCUCAUUUUUUAACUUCUUUUUAGCCCUUAAGACCAGAGGCAGUGAGAAAGUUUAGAGGGACAACUCAACCCGAAGCAGGAAAAGAAAGAGUGUUUUAUGGAAGAGCAAAUGACCCAAAUAUUGCUUCACAUAUCAACCAUGGAGUCAGCACAAGAACCUCGCUUGUGGUAUGUAAUAUAAUUUAUUUUAUUUAUGAUUUCGUGCGAUCGUAAACUUUCUUUUGAUUUCUUCAGACGCUAGUUUUUAUUGCAGCGAAAUUAUCACCGGAAAACUAACGGCCUAUUGCAUUGAUAUUGUAUGUAUAGCAUGUUUUGGUUACAGUUCAUAUUUAUGUGCAAAUUAACAUCUGUUCUGAUAUGAUGUAUUUAGAGAGAGAACGAUUCUAAGAGAACAAUCUUUCACAAUUAUCCCUUUAGUCUAAUAGUACAGAGUACACGGGGAAAGCGUAGAUUAAUUUAGGCUCUAAUUUCUGAUUUCGUUUAUAAUAGUAACUUGCAAUAUUUAUUUUUUCAACAAUAAAUCAAAUAGAGGAAUUCCCAAUUGAAAGUUAAUUUUUCUAACAAAAAAAAUUAAAGUUUUCUUUCAGAACCAAUCUAAAAAACUCCUUCAAAAAGCUGAAUUCACUGUCAUGUAAAUUUUUCAGUUUAAAGCUAAAAUAUGAAUCCUAUUAAUUUUUUUCCUCUACAGGCUGGGGAUCUUGUUAAUCCAACAAGGAAAAGCCUUUUUUCUCAAAGGAUGCUAGACAAAAAAGAAAGUCUUUAUGCCAGCAGGAAGAAUGCACCUCUAGGUAAUGCAAUUAAGUCCAUUUUGUCUAAGUUAUAAUAUUAAUUUUGCUAGCAUACUAGCAACCCCCCCAACUGUUAAAGGCCCUACCCUCCCCUUUUAAAAGGGGAAACAGAGCUACUAAGUCCCCCCCCCCUCCACAAUGGUUAAACCAUGCUGCAAAAUCACAAAACCCAUUAUUUUGAUAUUGUCUCGGGUAGAUUAGAUUGAAAGAUUGUAAAGUUAUGAUAAUUAAUUCUUGCCCAAUUUACCGUUACAUGUAGGUCGCUGUCAUGAUCAGAGUCCUGGAUUACCAAAGGGUGUUGGACCAACUGAUGUCAUGUAUGGAGUUAAAACAAUCAAAGGUAACAUAAGCUGUAUUUACAUCUGAAACAUUUAAGAGUGACAUUUGUUUUAAGUCAGUCCCUCUGGAAUCCACCAGCCGGUUAGCUCAGUUGGAUAGGCCCUGGUCUGCCGAGCAGGGGGCGGCUGGUUCAAACCCUGACCGGACCAACACUCAGGGUCUUAAAAUGAUGGAGCAGAAAGUGCUGCAUUUGUAAUGGCAUCUGUAAAUGAUUAGACUUUUUAGUCUUGUCAGAUAACGACGAUAAAUCGUAGACCUGGUCUCAAAAGCCCACAUAUACACAUGUAUAAAUUCUGUGGGAUGCUAAAGAACCCACACACUGUUCGUACAAAGUAGGGGCAUAGUCCCUGGUGGUAUGGUCUAUCUUUCAUGCAGGGAGGGACUAUUACGGGCCCACUGUAAUAAAGGCGUCAAAUGCUGUUGCAGUGACCAGUGCCUGCCAAAAUUGCUAAACCUAAGUAACUCCUUAAUUAUAAAACUAUCCAAAAAACCGUGCUAAGCUUAAUUCAAACCAAUAUUAUUUUGGAAAUAUUAUUUGCAGAUGGAAGUGCUGGUGAGAUGGUGAACCCUGCUAAGACCGCAGCUCAAGUAAAUGCAGAGUCCAUGGAAGGAAAAGAUCUUUACAAAUUCAGUCACAGUGAUUAUGAAGUUGGUAAGUCAAAAAUUAUAAUAUUAUUGUAUAAAAUUAUAAAAAUUAAAAUUAUAAUAUUAUUAUAUAAAAUUUUGUCAGACCAAAGUGAAUAAGUUGAUUAUUAACUAAUUCUCAGUUUCCAAAUCCUACAAUAAGAAUUUUGAAAUGAAGCCUUUUAAGCAGAGAUCAAGUUUAAGUAGAACCUUGGUUUGCAGACACCUCUAAAAUAUAGAGACCUGGCUGCCAUGAUGAUAUUUCUUAUAUAGACACGAGUGUUUUACUGGAAAAUAUACCACUUGUAAAAUUCAUAAAAAAUUAGUGGUUUAUUUUCCACAGGCUCACACCUGAGUUUAAGACAGGUAUUUCGAUAAUAUCCCCAAAAUUUGUAGGGUCCUUUGAAUUUUAAUUACACAUUUUUCAAAGGCCCCUUAUAUUUUGUCACUAGACCCUGUUUAAGACAGAAUUGUAAACAAUUUUUGAUACUGUACUGUAAAUUUGAGACAUUUAUCCUACUUUUUAAGAAUAAAAAAAUUAUUUAAAUCGUCUUUUUGUCUUCCCUGAAAAAAAGAACAAAAAUGAUAAAUUUGAUACCCUGUUUAAGACAAAACAAUAUUUUAAAAAAAAAUACCCUGGCUAGCCACUGUGUAAUAUCCUCUAUGUAUCCCCAUUAAGCCCUUGAUUUCCAAAACUAGCUGUAUAGGCUCUUAGCCAAUGAGAAGAUGGAUAGUGAGUACAAUGUAUAAUAAUAAGGAGUAUUGCUGCUCGUAAUUUUUUUUUUAACCCUACAGCUGUUUGUAGUUAUCUGGUUACCAAUAAAGCUAAACAAUAUCCUUGCAUUUCGUAGGUGAAAUGGUUGACAGAAAGUACGACUGGAGUAGAAUCCCGAAGGACAGCAAAUUUGGUGUAGAAACACCACACAACAAUGAUGGCAUUCACGUCAGAAAAACACUCAAGUGGCUGCAUGAAACACAACAGUAAGUUUGGAUAAUUGCAAUAAUUUAUGUUAAUUGACCACUAUUAUGCAGUUGCUGACUAAACUUGGAUUCAGGAUUGUUUAUUAACAUAUGAUGUUGUUUUGAGAGGAGAAGUGCGAUGUCAGUUUACCAUGGUGGCAAGAUUUCUGGAUCUAAACCAUCUUUCUUGACAGAGAUGACCAUUUGCUUUGUCGAAUGAUCGAUGAGCUACCAUUUUGCUCCUGAGUGCAAUCAUGCACAGGAAAGUCAUACAGUCUAACCUCUCCUUUAGCCUGAUUCUCAGACGUCCAAGGUCGUUCGCGGUCCCUUUCACUUCCCUCGAGGGAGGAAGCGAAAGGGACCGCGAACGACCUCGGACGUCUGAGAAUCAGGCUAACCUCUCCUUAUGCACACCUCCCUAUUACAGACACUUCAUUUGGUCCCAGAAAUGCCAAAAAUCAUACAUCCCCAGACACUUGGUUCUGCCCCUUUGGUGUCCAUAUUAAAGAGGUUUGACUGUACAUGUCAAUUUUUUUUUCAUUUUUUUCUGCCAUAUUAAUUUUGCAGGACCAUGGUUUUUUGAGAUCCAAAAAUUUUGCUACCAUGGCAACGUGACAUAGUGACUUCCCCUCUCCACUCUGUUCAACGAAAGACCUUAAUCUAGACUAAAACGAUUGCCAAGUUUAAAUGAGGGAAUAUAAAAUAUUAAAUUAUACCAUCUAUAAAUCUCUUGAAGCAUCUCACUUAUCAAACCUCUCGCUGAAUAAGUGGAUGUGAUUUAAUUACAACAGGGAAAAGGCAACAAAAAUUGUCUCCAAACGUGUUGACGACUUCCGUGAAAGAACCCAGCCUCAGCUCGGCAAAGUGCAUGACCCAAUCAAGGACACAUUGAGAGUUCCUCCUGAUUACACAUUUGGAGUUAUGGUUAAACCUGAUGAAUAUGGAGCUGGAGAUUUGAUCCACAUGAGGGUCCCAAGCAACUACUUGAGAGGACAGGACAGAGAAAGGGGUGUGCUAGCAGCAGUUCGACAACAUCUGAAGAAGGCAAACUACCACAACUUUCAUGACCUGAGGGCAGCAUUUGAAUAUUAUGACAAGGUACUAUAACACUUGGUGAAGGAAUGCUUACUGUUACUGUAAUACAGACAUCUAAGUGCAAUGUUACUGAGUUAAAAUCAUGAAAAAUGAUUUUAAAAUUUGUCAGUAAUAAAUCAAAUUAAACCUCGCCCUAUGACACAAAUUGGGUAUCCAUUAGCACAAGAAUAUUUUUUCAAAUAAUAUUUUAGGCUACAUUGAGUCUACUUGUAAGAGAGAAAGACAUCAUAAAUAUUAUUAUAUUAAAUAAUAAGUUUAAGCAGCUGAAAAUUGGUCACUGCAACUUAUGUAUUUUUCCCCUCAUAUAGGAUAAAUCUGGUAAAAUUUCACUUACUGAGUUGCGUGAAGUAUGCAUGCAGUUCAACCUUCCUGUAGAACCAGAGCUGUUGGAAUCUUUGUUCUCUUACUGUGAUGUUGACGGAGAUGGCCAAAUAAAUUAUGAAGAAUUUGCUAACUUCCUGAACUGGAAAGAUAAGAUGCCAUCAGGUGAAAUGCAAAGCACACUGAAGGAAGAAACAUCUGAAGAAGAAGUAAAGGUUAGAGUGACCAGGAUUUAGUUUCUCCUUACUUUAUCACUGGUUAAUUAAACAUUAAGAUUAUGAGAAUUAAGGAAUGAUCACAAGAGAUGAACUUAUAUAUAUAAUUACUUGAUUGUAUAUGUCAAACUCUCCGAAGGGCCAUGACAAAUUUAUGGAAACCAGUGUCAAGAAAAUGCUUUUUGAUUUGAGGAUGAAAUAAUGUUAUUAUUGUCAGUUAGAGUAAAUGGUAAAGAUUGCUAUAAUUUCAGUGAAGUGAACCAUGCAAGAUCUUAUUAGAGACGUUUAGAUUCAAGGACAAGGAGAACUAUGAGGAUGAUAUUUGACUUUAAUUUUUUGUGUGUGUUCUAAAAAAAUAGACACCCUGGAAAGCUUCAUUUUCCCUCUUUACACCAGAAAAGUUUUUUUUAAGGAGGUUAAGCGUACCCCAACUCCUGAUCCCCAAAUGACAAAACGUCUAACAUUUGAUAACUUGUUUCUGUCGCUAUGACAUUUUCACUAAAAUCCCAUGGUAGAAUGGUGAAGGCUAUCGCAUCUUCCCGCAAAAAUGACACUGGUUCGCACACACUACUAACACUGUAGUAAUUAAAAAAGUUUUGUCCUUGUAGCUGUCGUCUUAGAAUCUAAAGGUCUCUAAUAACUGUGGCAAUAUGAUCAUUCAGAUUCUCACAUCUGUUUCAACCUUCGCCGACAGGAAGAGGGACAAACGUCAGGUGAGAAAUCACCUGAAAGACUUCAAAAACAGAUUGACAAAGCUGUGGGUGGCUGGAAGACAUCAUCAUCUCAGUUUAAUGCCGUUGCAGGAAAAAUCAGAACAAGUGGUGAGUAACUGGAACACAAAGUCUACGCAAGGUAGCUCAGGGGAGGGUAUUGCAUUAGCCUGUGGCAUGCUCUCUGGGGUGCUCUGGCGGCAGAGCGGGAAAAGGAAGGAGAGCUUGCAACUAUAUCUCUGGAAUUUGAAUAUCUGCAUCGAAAAAGUCAUUGAAAAAUGCUGAUUGGUGGAGGUGACAUUAGUAAUGAUGUCAUUACCCUUGGUGUGUGUUUUUCAAUGUUUGUUUACACUCCCGCUCGUUUCUGCUUUGUGCUGAUUGGCGGAAAUUUGACAGCUUAGUUGACGAGGAGCCACAGGGGAAUGAGAGGUGGGAUUUAAAUUCUAGAGAAGUAGUUGCAAUAGCUCUCCUUGCUUUUCCUGCCCCGCCGCCAGAGUGCACUGGAGAGCUUACUCACAGGAUAGUCUUGCAUAAAAAGGCAUUUUGCAACACUGACAAUACUGUUUCACGAUAGGAUGGCGAGCCUAUGGAGUACCAACAAUACGAUCUGAUUUGCCCGCACCAAUAACAAGACGUGUGGCAGAUACAACCGUAAGUGAAGAUUAUGGAUAACAUAACACUUAAUUAAUGUUUCAAUUUCUUUUGUGGCACUAAAACUUGUAGACAAAAUAAAACACUUUUGCACAUAUGUAACCCCAACAAGCAUGUCUGUUUAAAUAAAUACUAAUAUUAGGUGAUUCACUCAUUUCCUUACAUUUAAUUUGUAUUAGGGCAAUGCAUCUUACUUUCACACUGCUAAUUUUUUUUAAUUACUGAUUUUUUUUUGCCACCAGCUGUCAAAUAUAACUACCAUCAUAGUAAAAUUAAGGAGGGUUUUCAACCUGAUUUAAGAAGUCUAUUUUUUUAUUCUGAGCAUGCGAUAGACACUUAACUAAACACCACCACAUCUACAUGUUUUCCCUAGUUUCAAAUUUGUAUUUCACAAUGCUUUUUUCUUUCAGAACUAUGGUGAUGAAUCAGAUGCUUAUGGCCUGAUCAACCCAUCAAUCUAUAGCAAUCUUGGAGUUUAUGAGAAAGAUUUCUUUCAACCCAGAGACCAAUAUGAGGUAAUUAAGGCAUCAUUUAAAUGAAUAAGCUGAACAAUGUUGUUUAUUACCAAGGGUGCAUUUGAUUGAUCAUAUUCCAGAAUAAGAAAUACACAAAAGUUUUAAAGCAAAUCUCUUUUUCUGUGAUUUUUGGACCACUUAAACACUAGAAACACCAGGUUUUUUAUUAUUAAUUCAAGCAGAUUUCCACAUAUAAUGAAGAUAUUAAAAGUAAAAAGGUAAAGGUGCACGAGCCAAAGGCCCAAAUGGUCUUAGCUUAUCCUGGUUUCCCUGGCAUGAAGCCCGGGGGGGUACUCCCAUACAUUACCUAUAUGGGUAUGUGCCGCCCAACGGGGUAGUGAUUUUGAAGCUCCUGGUUUAGAACAGGGUAUCCAUUUCAGAGGCGUUUUCUAGAACGGGGUAUAACAUUUCGAACGCACGAAAGCUCCAGUUUUGUAAGCAGCCAUUUGAAAUUAUUUAAGGACAGAUUGCUUUUAAAAAUACGGUUCAGUGCGUUAACAAGCAAACUGUUAUAUUCUUGUUGCACCCUAGAACGGAGUAUAAAAAUUUGGCCCAGUUCUAGAACAGGGUAUCAGUUUUAGGGCGAAUUCUAGAACGGGGUAUCAAUUUUAGGGGAAAUUUGUUUUAGAACGGGGCGCCAAUUUGGAGUCCCGGGCGGCACAUACCCACCCAAAAAAUACCCAAGUGCCCCCCACGGGGCACGAAGCAUCCCUAGGAGUAAUGCUAAAGGGUCCUGGACAGGAUGCUAGUCCAUCACAGGGUUACCCCCCAGGCAGUAUGUCCCCAGUACCCAUUUAUACCCCUAGAUGAAGAGAGACAAAGUGGAGUAAAGCUCCUUGUCUAAAGAAAUGUUCAACACGACAGGCAAGGCUUGAACCACAACCUCCAGAUCUGGAGUUUGAGGUGUAAACCGCUCUGCCAUAUACACCUCUACACAAUGCAAUUCAUAUAUUGCAAUGCACUAAAAGCCAAAAUAAACGAUUUGUAGUCAAGGUUUUAGUCCAUUUAUUCUUGUUUCGGAAUAUGGUCUAUCGAACACCCCCAAAUAGUUGGAUAGCAGAGUUUUAAGAGCUGGAAUUAAUUAUGAAAAUUGUUUGGCAGAUCCGAAGAAUCUUUGAUGGAAUUGGAGUUGAAAUGACCACUGAUGUAUUUGAAAAGAUUUGGGAGCAAGCAAGUUCAAGACACCCUGCUGGACUGGUAAAGACUAAACAAAUUUUUAUACCUGUAUGUUUCACUUGCAACAAAAACCUUUGGAAUUCAUAUCAUAACCUGUGAUCCUUGUCUGUCACUUUUUUAUAAGGUAUAUAAAAUACUGCUUGCCUUUGGCUCAAGACCAUAGAGCCUGAUAUAACCAUUAUUCCUUUUCUAUUUUUCUUCACAGGUUAGUGUAGAAUCUUUCAGAGGCAUAAUGGAUGAAGUCAAUGCCCAGAAAUUUGCUGAGAGCCAGCCAGUAUGAGAUGGAAAAUCUUUCUGUUUUGCAAAAGUCAAACAAGAUAUUCAUCACCUUUAACUAGACUUUAAUCCACUUGAUUUGCUUCGACUUACAAGGAAAAGUAACUUAUUUUUAUAGUUCGUUCCUAAACAGCUUUCUUGGGACUUUCCUAACUAGCUGAAUUAUUUGACACUGUUAAAUUUAAAAUUAAUGGUUUCAGAGAAAAUUAAAAGUAGAAAAAGUAACAUGACU
This is a messenger RNA of Porites lobata, 8577 nucleotides long. The record is from the annotation of a GenBank genome assembly. NCBI's taxonomy places the organism in Eukaryota, Metazoa, Cnidaria, Anthozoa, Scleractinia, Poritidae.